Cordyceps militaris CM01 is the source of this 2772-nucleotide messenger RNA. Its product is annotated as ankyrin repeat protein nuc-2. Gene Ontology annotation, molecular function: phosphoric diester hydrolase activity; aspartic-type endopeptidase activity; protein binding. The record is from RefSeq and is a predicted model, not a curated record. The transcript is spliced from 6 exons. Gene Ontology annotation, biological process: lipid metabolic process; proteolysis. NCBI's taxonomy places the organism in Eukaryota, Fungi, Ascomycota, Sordariomycetes, Hypocreales, Cordycipitaceae. The coding region runs from base 1 to 2772 and encodes 923 amino acids.
AUGGCUCCUGUCGGAAUUGAACGAGAACUUGACAAGGUCAACGUAUUUUACCUUCAAAAAGAGGCAGAGCUCAAAAUACGCCUCAAGACCCUUCUCGAUAAGAAAAAGGUCAUCCAAUCCCGCCAAGGCAUUUCAAGACGUUCGUCCAGAUUCACAACCUUGGAAGAAGGCUUCCAGCAAUUCGCUACCGAUCUUAGCAAACUUCAACAAUUUGUCGAAAUCAACGGCACCGCCUUCUCUAAAAUUCUAAAAAAAUGGGACAAGACAUCAAAAUCAAAAACAAAGGAGCUGUAUUUGUCAAGAGCUGUCGAGGUUCAGCCCUUCUUCAACGCUACCGUAAUAAGCGAACUAUCGGAUCAGGCCACGACAAGUUUACAAGAACUUGGUGCCUGGUCAGAUGGCAUCCAAGUCAACUUUCAGGCGUCUGGCCAUGUCGUAACCAGCCAGCAUCUUAUGGGCACUGAAGAAGGCGACGCUGACACGCUACUCCUCGAAACUGUCAUUACUGGCAAUGUCGACACAUUGAAAGAGCUCCUAACCAAGAUGCAGUCGGCAUCCAGUACGGAGGGUGAUAACCUGUUGAUGGACCGCGUGACGCGCACGUUCCUUGCCGCUAUUCAUGAGGCACCUCGAGUUUCGCUCCAAAUACUGCUGGAUACUGGCGUCGUCGAUUUAAAUUCAUACGACGACAUCAACGAGCGCAACUGCCUCCACCAGGCCACCAUAUACGGCAAAGAAUACGUGCUUGAAUGGGGCUUGAAGGCGGGUGUACCUGUGGACCGGACCGAUGUAUAUGGCCGUGUUCCUGCCCACUAUGCUAGCUUGCAUGGGCGACUUCGCAUGUUGGAAGCUCUUCUUAAUGCAAACAUCAAUACGAUUGAUCUGAUUGACCACGACAACUUCACCCCUCUUAUCCAUUCCAUUAUUCACGGCCACCUUGAGUGCGUCAAGCUGUUGCUUGCCAAGUCUGCUCGCAUCGACCCUGUUUCCGACGCCGACCACGUUCCCUUGAACCUGGCCUGUGAGCAUGGCUCCGGCCCUGUUGUUGAGCUGCUUCUUCAACAUGGAGCGAAAAUCCUCCCGGAUGCGGAAGGGCUGUAUCCCCAGCAUCUGGUUGCCCGUUCUGGGCAGUCACCCGAUCUCUUGCUGCUGCUCAAGCAAUUUGGGGCAGACCUAGAUCAAAUCGACAAGCUCUAUGGAUGGACUCCUCUCGUACAUGCCGCCAGCGAAGGUAGCGUUGAGUGCCUACAGGCGCUUCUCAAAAUCGGUGCGGAUGCUAGCAUUGUGGACGAGAAAGAUCUCCCGGCCAUGUACUAUGCGGCUUGGGAGGGCCACCUGGCGUGGUCCAUGGGCAGCAGUAGUGCUCCCCAACCCAUGGCACUGGACCCGGAUGCUAUUCCUAUCCUGGAGUUGCCGCCCCCGAUAAUUCCGUUGCGACGAUACGGACACAACUUUCUUGACACAAAGAAUGUUGUUCAAAUCAGCUUUGAAGACGCCAGUGAACAGCCUCUUGUCUUCUUCCAAGAUGGGAAAUACCCCGCCGCUCGACUAACUAUUUCCUCCAAAAACUCCGAACUCAUCCCCAAGAACAUUAUCUUGCCUAUCCAGGAAGACACCCGUAUUGUUUCUUUCCAGGUUGACAACCUCGACACUUUCUCUCUUGACUUUGACGUCUUCCCUACAUAUGGAGCCAAAAUCAUUGCAAAGACAGUCGCGCUGCCCAGUACAUUCAAGAACCCACAAGGCAACACAGCCUGCUGCCUACCACUCUUUGACCCACGUCUUCGUGCGAUUGGCCAGAUAAGCUUCAACACGCAGGUCAUCAAGCCAUUCAAGGGACAGCCUUUGGAAAUUACUGAUUUCGAGACGUACUGGAAAGCCACCAGCCAGUUCAACCAACCGACUAACGCUGUUGUCACUGGCUCAAGCCUCUCUGGUGACUAUGUUCGGCUUUUUGUGCAGUACACGAGUGAUGGUAUCCCGGUGAUUUGGCCACAGUGGACUAUUGACUGUGGCUGCCUUGAUAUUCCCGUCUGCCGCUUGACGCUGGCGCAGUUCAAGACCAUUACAGCGCGAAGUGCUAGUCAUUCUGACUUGCUCUCCUUACCCGACAAGCAGAGUGAGAAUAUUGCCGAAAUUUACCACGUGCUGGCAACAGCUGGCGUCACGCUCAAGGAAGCGCUUGUCGUCCUGCCGCAGAGCGUCCACGCCAACCUCCAGAUUCUCUACCCGACAGCCGACGACGAAAAUGCCCUUGCAUUAGGUCCUGCCCUCGAGGUCAACGAAUACGUGGAUGCCAUCCUGACUGUCGUGUUUGAUCACGCACGAGCCCAGCGUGCACAGUCACACUCAUCGCAGGUUGUGCGCUCCAUUGUCUUCAGCAGUUACAAUGCUAGCCUUUGCACGACACUCAACUGGAAGCAGCCCAAUUUUCCCGUUUUCUUGUGCAAUGACCUUGGCCGAGAGGAGGUCGAGUCGCCAUCAACCGUGGCAAAUGUACAGGGAAGGCGCAGUACAUCGAUAAAGGAAGCGGUCCGAAUUGCCCAGAGUAACAACUUUAUGGGCCUCAUAUGCUACUCACGACUUUUGGACUCGGUCCCCGCCCUCGUGGAUGCCGUCAAGUCGCACGGUCUGGCGCUUGUCAUGGAUAAGUCUACCGACUCGCCCAACACGAGCCCGCUGACGGAUCCUUUCCCGCGACCACCCAAGGGCGUCGACGGUGUUUUGAAGAACCAUGGCAUAUUACGGUUUACGGAUUCGAUAGAUAUGUAA